GCCACCAGCCGGAAGUGCUUGUGAUGCGGGCAAAGGGGCUUCCGGUGCGCCUGCGAGAGCUCGAGGGGCUCGCGAUGGCGGCCUCCUUGGUCGGGAAGAAGAUCGUUUUUGUCACGGGGAACGCCAAGAAGCUGGAGGAGGUCGUUCAAAUUCUAGGAGAUAAGUUCCCAUGUACUUUGGUGGCACAGAAAAUUGACCUGCCGGAAUACCAGGGGGAGCCUGAGGAGAUUUCUAUACAGAAGUGUAAGGAAGCUGCUCGCCAGGUGCAGGGGCCAGUGCUGGUGGAGGAUACCUGUCUGUGCUUCAAUGCCCUGGGGGGCCUUCCAGGCCCCUACAUAAAAUGGUUUCUGGAGAAGUUAAAACCUGAAGGUCUCCAUCAGCUUCUGGCAGGGUUCGAGGACAAGUCAGCCUAUGCCCUCUGCACUUUUGCACUCAGUACAGGGGACCCCAGCCAACCUGUCCAUCUGUUCAGGGGCCGGACCACGGGCCGGAUCGUGGUACCCCGAGGCAGCCGAGACUUUGGCUGGGACCCGUGUUUCCAGCCCGAUGGAUAUGAGCAGACGUACGCAGAGAUGCCAAAGGCUGAGAAGAACACUAUUUCCCACCGCUUCCGCGCCCUGCAUGAGCUUCAAGAAUACUUCUGCAGCCUGGCUCCUGGGGCCAGCAGUGACCUAUCUGGCCAGGGAUGUGGGGAGGGCUAGUUUGAACACCAUAGCCCCAUACCACCACCACCACCACCACCACCACCAUCACCACCACCACCACCACCAUCACCACCACCACCACCACCACCACGCAGACAAGCUUCCGAAGACUUCAGGGUUACCACUUCCUGGGGGUGUUGAGACAGCCUCACCAGCCAUGUCUGGAGAUGCAGCUGGCUCUGCUCAGAGGGCUUUUGGGCUAGAGCCACCCUUCUCUUGCCCUCAGGGAUUCCAUGUUCUACAUCUUCCAGGCUUAUGAUCCUCAAAGGACCUUUGGUGUUAAACUGGACUUGGCUGGAUUAAGGGUUUGGUGAAGAACUACACAAACCUUCAGAUUUUUUUUUUUUUAAAGCACCAACUAAAAAUUUUGAAAGCACUUGCUUCCAAAAUAAACUUGAUGUAUCUGUUUUGAAA
Messenger RNA from Erinaceus europaeus (western European hedgehog), 1118 nucleotides. RefSeq names its product inosine triphosphatase (gene ITPA). Gene Ontology annotation, biological process: nucleoside triphosphate catabolic process. The transcript is spliced from 8 exons. The coding region runs from base 24 to 701 and encodes 225 amino acids. Lineage: Eukaryota; Metazoa; Chordata; Mammalia; Eulipotyphla; Erinaceidae. The record is from RefSeq and is a predicted model, not a curated record. Gene Ontology annotation, cellular component: cytoplasm. Gene Ontology annotation, molecular function: nucleoside triphosphate diphosphatase activity.